Molecule: messenger RNA, 999 nt
Organism: Sugiyamaella lignohabitans
Lineage: Eukaryota; Fungi; Ascomycota; Dipodascomycetes; Dipodascales; Trichomonascaceae
Gene: WHI2
Product: Whi2p
Exons: 1
Coding region: 1-999 (332 amino acids)
Source: RefSeq, a predicted model, not a curated record
AUGUCCAUCCAACCUAGCUCCGUUAUCACCCAGGUAUCGGCGACGGUUCCUAGUGCAGCACUUCAUCCGUUUGUAUCUUAUGAUGAACAAGAAAAAUCCGAGAAUAUUCAGCUCAAUUUGAGAGGAGUGAUAUUUAAUAUAUCUCGAGAAGAGUUACUACGGCUACCAGAGAGCAUUUUAAUUGGAAUCACAAACGGAGCUCUUUAUGAUCAGAAUACCAUUGGCGGAGCCAGUUUAGCAGAUGCAAAUGCUGCUACUGCGAAUACACUAUCUCCAGAAUGUUUUAAAUACACGUUAGAUGUGUUCAGAUCAGCUGCUAAGGGCUUACCACGUACUUUAUUGUCUAUAGAGGGUUCAGAGGAGCAGGGAUUCGAUGAUGCCAUAUUAGGAGUAGACGAGGAUACAGAAGGUAAAUCGGCAAAUUCAGGAGUAGCAAUGGAUGCCGAUGGGAAUCCGAAAACAGAGACUGUGUCAGAUAUAUCAGAGAUAUUACGGCGCAGACCAGCUAUUAUUGUUCUUCGAGAGGAUCUUGAUUAUUACUGUUUACCAAAUGGACCAAAUGUCGAUGCAGAGGGAAUGAGACAAAUUAAGCAUAGUUGUGGAGAGGCCAUUCUUAAUCAACGAAGAAUAUUUGGCGGUCUACGGAAAGGAGAAUCAGAAAACUCACCCGAACAUCACCUUAUAGCCAUGCUAUGUUCAAGUGGAUUUCAAAUCGAUGAUGACUGGGGGUUCCGGGCAAGAGAACCACAUAAAACGGUAGUCAGUAGUCUGGCAUUGAUCCGGUUGAAGAUGGUUGAUGAACAGCAUCAUGAACAAUCUCCCGAAACACAGCAAGAGCUGUCCACACCACAAAAAUUACUACUGUUUUGGCGCAAGCCAGCAAGAAAAUGCUGGUGGGAUUCUAUUGAGCUGAAUGAUGUUCCUGGAGUAGACGGGCCGGUUCGUGUACAUAUUCGAAGGGUAUGGACUCUUGAGUUGUCGGUUAUUGGAGUGCGAUAG